UAAGUACUUACUUGCUUCUAUUAUUUUUUUGUAAUGAAACGGCCCUAUUAAGCUACCCCUAUGUUUUUAAUAAUUAAGCAGAUUGCAUAUAAAUAAUUGAACUUCGAAAAUCAUCCAAGAAAAACGAUCAAUUUCGCUUUUGUACACCCUGUAUUUUAACAUCCUGAAAUAACGUCGUUCUAUUGCGAUGAAUUUCUUUCAUCCAUCAUUUUCUUUGACGACGGCAUUUUUUAUUUCUUUAAUAAAAUAAUUAUUUAUACUGACAAGACAUAAUGCUGUCGCCGCAAUAACCUCCACGUCUUCCAUCGUUGCGAGUCGUUGGGUAAAUGAGUUGAGUGAGGACAUUGGUGAGGACUGAUGUGAACACUUCAUUCGCGUCGAUAUUGUAUUCCGGACAAUAUUUCCGGCAGUGGCAGGAGCAGUGGCAAAGGCUGAGUGUGAAUCCAGCAAUAAAUAAGACAUUAUUUUUUAUAUACGUAUGUGUUUGCAUAAAACAAAAAUAAUUAUAAUAUGUAAAUAAUGUGCUGUUUUUUACGUUUGGGGCUUUGUAGGGACUCUGGGUCGCUACCCAGCCUGCCUCCCUUAAAUCCGGCCCUGGAGUAUCUACCAACUACAAACAUUAAUUGUUUGGCGAAUGGUCUACCUUGGUUAUAAUUUAUGUUGGCAAAGUCGCGGAAUAUGAAUAUGAUGUUUAUUUCAGAUGAAAUUGUUCGAACAUGAUUAAAAAUUAAAUAUUUGGCAAAAUUUUGGCAUUCUAAAAAAUAUUUUGUUUGUUUUUAAAAUAACAAAAUGUCUGACUAAUUGGCUCGGCCAAGGCCAUCAAAUUCACUCAAAAAAAAAAGAAAUAUUUAGACAACUAAAAAAUACCCUAAAACAUUUAUGUUUUAUUUUAUUAUUUGUUCUUGUUUUAGUUAUGUUUUACUUAAAUAAAUAUUAUAUUAAUGUGAGUUUUUUUAGGGCAAUAAACAGUUCAACUUUUUUGUUCAACUCGUUAUCGUCUUCCAAAAGUUCCGGGGCUGUACCAUUACAGACUCAACUACUGGUAACAUACAAAACGUCUCCACCGGCACAUAAAGUAAUCGCGAAAGUUAAGAUGGAAUCAAAUACUGUUGCAUCUAGAUCUCCACCUUCAUUGAAAGUAAUACCAACCAAACAACUAAUGAAUUAUCCGACAACUGUGUCAAAGGUACCUCCAAACAAACCAGUAACAACUGAGAGUGAAGAUGAUUCGCCUACAUAUGUUUUUCCUUUCGACUAUACUCCUUACGUAAGAAACACUUUACCGUCGAUCUGUUUACGAAAAAUAGCCAAAGUAAUGGCUAGAGAAGAAGAUUUAACGCAGAAGAAAGUGUUCGCUUGGAUUUGUAAAAUUUGCAAGGACAAAUUCCAUGAAAAAAAACUUCUUCUGGAGCACUACGAAAUGCACAAGAAUACCACAGAUAAGCUAGAUGACAUCGACGAAAAUAAUGAUGCAUAUAACAUAAGCAGCAAAGACGUCACUUGUCCAAUUUGUAUGACGACGUACGGCACCACAUCUUUAUUUCAACAACAUGUUGCUCAUAAACACAAACCAAAAGACCAUCAUUGUUAUACGUGUAAACUUACUUUUAAUGACGAUUUUUACUUGAGUCUACAUAAUACCAAACACAAUAAAGAUCCAGGAUGGUACGAGUGCGUGAUAUGCAAGAAGUUUCAAACAAAAGACACCAUGGCCUUAAACGAGCAUAUGACCAAAGAGCAUGUAGAAGAGGAAAUCUAUUGCAACGAAUGUGACAAGACGUUCACAUCAAAGACGUGGUUCGAAGAUCAUAAGAUAUUCCACGUAGAAAUGAAUAAAAAAGAUUCAUAUGAGUGUCGCAGAUGCGAAUCUACCUUCACCACCAACUAUUACUUGAUGGAACACAUGCAAGAAUCCCACACCAAAUACAAAUGCAAUCAGUGUGAUGUAACCUUCGCCUACAAGCAAAAUUUAGAUGUACAUAACCGCCAUUUGCAUUUAACUGAACAAGAGUUUCUUUGUAAUGAAUGCGGUAAAACGUUUCCAAAAAUAUCUAGUCUUAGGCUUCACGAAACUUUGCAUAAAAAAGGAAAGCAUGCUUGUUCUGUUUGUGAUAAAGUGUUCACAAAGAGAAAUUACCUUAAAGACCAUUUGCUGACUCACACGGGAGAAAAACCACACAAAUGUGAUUUCUGUGAUAAAUCUUUCUCCCAGAGGACCAGUGUUAAGAUACAUAUGCGUAUCCAUACCGGGGAGAGACCAUAUCCUUGUUCCAAAUGUAAGAAAGGGCAUAUUAGCAAAGCCGUAAAAGAUGUUCAUGAGAGAAGGUGUAAUAAUUUUAAAUAGUUAUAUAGUUUAUAAGAAUAUAUUUUUUUCGCUGUUAAUAAAUACAUACAUACUAUAUCGGUUUUAUAGCGUUCUACGUCUUUCCAUUCCUAAUCAUCUCUCCUUUCUAUUGUGGCAGUCUUCCUCUCUUAGAUUUCUUUCAGACAUCGUCUUGGAGAUGCCCUUUAUCCAUGUAGUUGCUGGUCUUCCUCGUUUUCGUUUUUCUGUGGGGUCCAUUCUAACACUUUUUUGGGAUUCUCCUUUCCUCCAUUCGUCUUACUUGUCCGUACCAUACAAGCUGUUGUCUUUCGGUGUCAUCUGUGAUUUUUCUUCCUAUUUCCAUUUUUGUCUAAUGUCGCUGUUAAUAAAUAUUUUUGUAAAUUCUUUAUUUGUCACCAAUCUCUUUUUACGUUUUCGAAUAUUGCCAUCAUGGCAUCUAUUAUUCAAGCUUUGAGCUCUUCCGAUUCAUUUGUGGCGGAAAAUAAGUCCGCAUUAACAUUUUAGUUUUACCAUUGGUUGGGUGACUUGGCAUCUUCUACAAUUUUUUUCUCCAUUCUUUCCUGUUUUUAUUUAUGGAUACAGAUUCUCUAACUCCCAUCUUCUUAAGGUCCUCGGCUAUCUGGUUCUCUCAUCUGCCUGAUACAGGUCUCCAUUUGAUAAUUUUCUUGAUAACGGCUUCUGGAUUUCUCCUAUCUUUAUGUCCCAUCCAUCUGAGUCUCUGUAUCUUGAUAAAUCUGACGAUGUCUUCUCCUUUCAAAAGUUCUCUUACUUCGUGGUUCAUCAGUUUUCUGAAUUCAAUAUUGCUUAAGUUUAGUGGGCUUGCUACCCUCCGAAUUAUUUUUCUCUCUAGUGUCCUCAAUCUUUCUUCAUAUUUCUGUGUCAAACAUGUUACUUCAGUACCAUUAUGUGAUUACUGGUCUAAUUGCUGCUCUGUAAAUUUUCAAUUUAGUUCUUUUUUAGUUAUUACCUCCUUAGAAAUUGGAUGCAAAGUGCUCAAAAUAGAGCACAAUGGACAAAAAUUAGGGAGGCCUAUGUCCAACAGUGGACGCAAAGGGCUGGAUGAUGAUGCUGAUGAUUACCUCUUUAUUUGUUGUUUUUCUCCAUACUCCAUCAUUGUCCUUCCGUAUAUCUUACAUAAUAUCUUUCUUUAAUUUAACACCUAAGUUCCGCUGCCGUACAUAAUCGAAAGGUGCACAAUCAUUUUUUAUAUCCUGAUUUUCGUAAUCCUGGAUAGACUUAGAUUUGAUCAUUUUGUUUAGUACUCAUACAGCUUUACUUCCUUUAGUAAUCCUUUUUCUAUUUGCGCAUUUUCUUUGGCUCUAUUUGUAAUCGUCACUCCAAGGUAUUCGAACUGAUCAUCUUUUUCAAAACGAUAUUCUCUACUUCCGCUACUCAUUCUUAGAUUAUCUUCCGGCUCAAUUUUUUUUGCUCUCGUUUUAAAAUAUUUUGUUUUAUUUUCGCUUAUGCAUAGUCCAAACUUUUUCCAUAUUGUUUCUACUUUUUUGAAUGUUCUUAUGAGUUCUGAUUUUGAUCUCGCAAUCAAUGGUAUAUUGUCUGCAAAAGCAAUAACUUAUUGCCUCUUCUAGCUUCUAGAAUAAGGUUAAAUAAAGUUGUGGACAGUGGAUCUCCUUGUGUUAAUCCCCUCCUUACCGUAAAAGACUUAUUUUUUGAGUCAUUAUUCAGUUCAUUUCUUAGUCAAUAAGAGUUGUAGUCAUCUUUUUUUCGUUUAUUGCUGUCAUUUAGCUUUGUUGGAUAAAAAAAAUUAUAUUCUAUAAUUUUGUUGUCAACAUUAUUUAGUGUAACUAUUCUGUAUUGCAUAUGUAAAUAGCAUUGUAUAUGUAAAUAAAUUUUGUAAAAAAUAAA
Molecule: messenger RNA, 4186 nt
Organism: Diabrotica virgifera virgifera (western corn rootworm)
Lineage: Eukaryota; Metazoa; Arthropoda; Insecta; Coleoptera; Chrysomelidae
Product: zinc finger protein 182-like
Exons: 1
Coding region: 914-2344 (476 amino acids)
Source: RefSeq, a predicted model, not a curated record